CUUCAAAUGUUCCGUACAUUACCGACUAAAAAAAUCCACUACUUUCUAGUUUCAAAAUUCGUUUCUCUAUCUAGAGUUUAGAGAGAGAAAGUUUGCUAGAGACAUACAGAUAUGGAACAAGGAGAUGCCAAAUCACCCUCCAAUUCACAACAAACCGUUUCUGAUGACGAUGAGAUUGACUACUCGACUAAACCUGAGUUUUAUGAUCCUGAACUUGAUGAUAAGGAUGAAAAAUGGAUUCAUAAAAAAAAACAUGGAUGUGACUCUGAUGCCGUGCUUUGCUGCCCUGCUUGCUUCACCACCCUCUGCCUAGAAUGCCAAAGGCAUGAGAAAUAUUUGACCCAGUAUAGAGCAAUAUUUGUUGUAAACUGCAAGAUUGAGAAUAAACAAGUUCCGAGGCAAAGUAGCUCAAGUUCAAGAUCAAGAAAAAGAAAUAGAAGCAACGAAGCAUUUGAUGGGAGCGAUGCGGUUUCAACUAGUAAUGAAACAUUAAAGCAAGUCUGCUGCUCGAUUUGCUCGACAGAGGUAGGUGUCAUUGAUGAAGAUGAGGUUUAUCAUUUCUUCAAUGUUCUCCCUAGUGAAUCCUAACUUAUUCAAAUGUAUCCUGCCAAGCAGUGGUUAAAUUUUGUUGCUCAAUCAUUCUGCUGGAAUGUGAGUUUCACUACCUUGUAAAAUUUAAAUUCAGAAAUAGUUGCUGUCAGUAUCUCUUUGUUUAGAUCCAAGAGAACACAAUUCUCCCACAUUGAAAAUAUAUUUUCUCUCUUAAAAUCCAAUGCAAA
Messenger RNA from Cicer arietinum (chickpea), 779 nucleotides. RefSeq lists its product as uncharacterized. Gene Ontology annotation, cellular component: nucleus. The record is from RefSeq and is a predicted model, not a curated record. Lineage: Eukaryota; Viridiplantae; Streptophyta; Magnoliopsida; Fabales; Fabaceae.